Messenger RNA from Cucumis sativus (cucumber), 2618 nucleotides. RefSeq names its product LRR receptor kinase SERK2. Gene Ontology annotation, molecular function: ATP binding; protein kinase activity; receptor serine/threonine kinase binding. The transcript has 4 exons. The coding region runs from base 196 to 2271 and encodes 691 amino acids. NCBI's taxonomy places the organism in Eukaryota, Viridiplantae, Streptophyta, Magnoliopsida, Cucurbitales, Cucurbitaceae. The record is from RefSeq and is a predicted model, not a curated record. Gene Ontology annotation, biological process: protein phosphorylation. Gene Ontology annotation, cellular component: membrane.
AAUAAAAAUAUUAUCAUCAUCCCCCAUCAGAGAAAACAGCCUUUAAUCUCCCAAGAAUCUACCCCUUUUCAGCACCAUUUCCCUCCCAUUUCUCCAACUUAAUGAAAACCCCAUUCUUCUUUUUCUUCUUCUUCUUCAUUCCUCUGUAACUCCAUAUCUAGAAUACUAAAAAAAAAAAACACCCUACUUUCAUCAAUGGCGGCCCCCAUUUCCUUCUUUCUCAUUUCCUUUCUCAUUUUCAUCUCUAACCCACUUGGGAUUCUUGGCAAUGAAGAGCUUCAAGCUCUUAUGGAUUUGAAGGCGGCUUUGGACCCUGAUAAUCAGUAUCUUGCUUCAUGGACUGCUAAUGGGGAUCCCUGUUCUUCUUUUGAAGGGAUUGGGUGUAAUGAGAAGGGACAAGUGACUAACAUGUCUUUGCAGGGGAAAGGGCUAAGUGGGAAGCUUUCCCCUGCCAUUGCUGGGCUUAAGCAUUUGACUGGCCUUUACUUGCAUUACAACUCCUUGUUUGGAGACAUUCCUAAAGAGAUUGCUAACUUGACUCUGCUUUCUGAUUUGUAUUUGAAUGUUAAUAAUUUUUCUGGGGAGAUUCCUUCUGAGAUUGGAAACAUGGAAAGCUUGCAAGGUUUGCUUUGCCUCACCUUCAGCUUUUGUUUCUCAUUUUUGCAGCUUUGUUAUAAUCAGCUCAGUGGAAGCAUACCUACACAACUUUCAUCUUUGAAAAAGCUCACUGUUAUUGCUCUCCAAACUAAUCAGUUAACUGGUGCAAUCCCUGCAAGCUUGGGACGUUUGGACUUGUUAGUGAGAGUAGACUUGAGCUCCAAUCAUCUCUUUGGUUCCGUUCCUUCAAGACUCGCCGAUGCGCCUUCGCUUGAAGUUCUUGAUGUUCGAAAUAAUACCCUCUCUGGCAAUGUACCUCCUGCUUUGAAGAGACUAAAUGAAGGAUUCUUGUAUGAGAACAACUUGGGAUUGUGUGGUGUUGGGUUUCCUUCCUUGAAAGAUUGUGCUGGUUCAAGUCAUGUUAAUCAAAACCAACCUGAGCCCUUUGCUGGAUCAGCUGGCUCGAUGCCUACACGAGACAUUCCCGAAACUGCAAAUGUUCAGUUGCCUUGCAACCAUACUCGCUGCCCGAGUUCGUCCAAAUCUCGAAAUGCUUCAAUAGUUGGUGUAGUUGUUGUAACUAUUGCACUUUCAGCUAUUGGGAUCUUAACGUUCACACAAUACCGUCGUCGAAAACAGAAGCUUGGAUCGUCGUUCGACAUUUGUGAUCACCGUCUCAGCACUGAUCAAGCCAAAGCAACAUACAGGAAGAAUGGAUCUCCUCUUGUCAGCCUCGAGUAUGCCAAUGGAUGGGAUCCGUUGGCUGAUGGUCAAGGCUUGAGCAUUUUCGCACAAGAGGUUUUUCAGAGUUUCAGGUUCAAUUUAGAAGAGGUGGAGACAGCUACACAAUAUUUCUCAGAGGUGAACUUGUUAGGGAAGAGCAACUUUUCUGCUACAUAUAAAGGGAUUUUGAGGGAUGGGUCAGUUGUUGCUGUUAAAAGCAUUUGUAAAACUAGCUGCAAGUCAGAGGAAGCUGAGUUUUUGAAAGGAUUGAACCUCUUAACUUCAUUAAGGCAUGAAAACUUGGUGAGACUUAGAGGAUUCUGCUGCUCAAGAGGCAGAGGAGAAUGUUUUCUGAUCUAUGAUUUUGUUCCAAAUGGGAACUUGUUGAGAUACCUUGAUGUCAAGGAUGGUGAUGGUCAGGUUCUUGAAUGGUCUACUAGAGUCUCCAUCAUAAGGGGCAUUGCCAAAGGUGUGGCAUAUCUGCACAAGAACGAAGCAAACAAGCCUGCCCUUGUACACCAAAACAUUUCAGCCGAGAAGGUCCUUAUCGACCAACGAUUCAAUCCGUUACUCUCCGAUUCUGGCUUACAGAAGCUUCUUACAAACGACAUUGUCUUCUCCGAACUCAAAGCCAGUGCCGCUCGAGGCUACCUAGCUCCCGAAUACACAACGACCGGUCGGUUCACAGAAAGAAGUGACGUUUAUGCAUUUGGUGUGCUGGUGUUCCAAAUCCUCUCAGGGACAAGAAAGAUCACCAGCUCAUUGCGUGGUGCUGCCGAAGCAUGCCGCUACACGGAGCUCCUUGACUCAAAACUCCACGGUCGUUUCUUCGAAUACGAAGCAGCCAAGCUCUGCAGAAUUGCAUUGCUUUGCACGCACGAAUCGCAGAGCGAGAGGCCGUCAAUGGAAGCUAUAGUUCAGGAGCUUGUGACUUGCAGCAGCUGUCUAUGACAGAUGGUAUGAUACAAAAGGAAACAGAAAGAAGGUUGUGGUAAUUUUGAAGGUGUGAAUGAAUGGCUGGCUGGCUAACUUUGCUCAUUGAUGUCUCUAACUCCUUUUUUAUUUUUCUUCUCAUUUAGUGAAUAGUUUUGUGUAUGAACUAUUUGAAAUGUCCUUUUCCCAAGGACUAAACUUUGGCUGUCACCACCUUGCUGCUGCUGCUGCCUCUUUUAAUUGCUAACAUUUUUUUGACUAAGACAGUGAGGAACUGUCCCCUAAUUUUUAGAAUCUUGUGAAAGUUGUUCUUAUGCUCUUGUCAAAGGAAGCAAGGGGUUUUUAGACAUUUUACUAUUUCUCUC